AUGUCAACCCAAGCAAGAAUAAUCUCACUUCUCUCUGCCGAAACAUAUCCUGCCGGGUCUCUCACGGUCCUCGUCGGCAUAACAAUCAUAUUCCUGGUAUGGAUUGGAAAUGGCCACCCAACAUACAAGAACGUGCCCAAGGUUAGUAGGCCGUUUGUCAAGUAUUUCAUCGACUGGGAACCUGCAUCGCCGUUUCGGUUGCAAACGUAUGAAGCAGAGGGGUACAAAAAGUACAAUAAAAAUGGAUUACCGUUUGUUGUCAAGCUAUUUGGCGUGGAUGCUAUGAUUCUACCAGCGAAGUAUUUACCUUCGCUGAAAAAGAUAAACCGACAUUCUCUAAACUUUGCGCAGCAUCUAAACGAUAACAUGAACAUGGAAGCUACUGUUGGCGAUAUUGCUAUUGCAAAUGACAUGGAAAUCGACCUAGUCUCCAGGUUCAUGAACCGCAAGAUGACUCCCAUAAUUAGCGAAUUAGCAGAUGAAGCGAAUUACCAAUUUCGCCAUCAUCUGGGGGAUUUGCCUGAGUUCCAAACAUUCAAUUGCUAUGAGCUGUGUGCGCGUCUGGUACACAACAUCUCUAGUCGAGCCCUAGUAGGAAUCGACCUAUGCAGAGACCCUAAAUAUAUGGCGGCUUGCACAAAAUACACCCAAACGGUAUUCAUCAGUGGAGUAUUGUGGAAUUUUCUUCCGUUGGGGAUCUUCCGCAAGCCAUUCUACUGGCUUGUCUCGCUUAAAUUCCGAUGGGAUCUUCAUAAGGCCACGGAUUAUAUCCGACCCAAAAUCCAGGAACGAAUGGAUGAGCGAGAUAUUGCAUGGCAGAGUAAGGGUGAAAAAUCAUAUUACAUGGAUGUCAUUCAGUUCGCCUUGGAUCAAAUUACUCCAUCCCCUCGCGAGAAUGAUGCCAGCCGGCAUGCGAGAAGGAUCGUUCACCUCAGCUUCGCGAGCACUGGCACUUCGAUCAGUCUCACAUAUAACCUGAUCUGGCAUUUACUUCUUCAACCUGAAAUUCUCGGCGUUUUACGCACAGAAAUUGAGACUUCCUUAGAACAACACGGAAGAGAAUGGUCCAAAACCAUGCUCGACUCACUGCAUCUUCUAGACAGCUUCAUCCGUGAGACACUUCGACAUCAUCCGGCAGCAUGUUUUUCGGGACAACGAACUGCUAUGGAAUCGAUUACACUUCCGGAUGGUAUGAAUCUGAAACCCCGUAGUCGAAUUGCGUUUGCUGCCGCCUCAACAAAUAUGGACCCAGACAACUACAAGGACGCAUCUAGCUUUGAUGCGUUCCGGUUUGCAGGGCCGGACUUCUCGCACCGGAGUGAAGGCAGAGUGAAGGCAGCUGUGUUUGAUGAGAAAUUUCUUUCAUGGGGGUAUGGGAAGCAAGCAUGUCCGGGCCGGUUCUAUGCGGUGCGUCUGGUGAAAUUGGUGUUUGGUCUUCUCAUCCAUGAGUAUGACAUUGAAUGGGAUUCUAGCAAGAAAGAGUUUCCCAAAGUAAUGGCUAUUGAAGGGACAUUUCUCGCUGAUAUGAAGGCCAAUAUACGCGUUCGCAGUCGUGAAAGGAAUGCUCCGUCCACAUCGUAG
Talaromyces marneffei is the source of this 1581-nucleotide messenger RNA. RefSeq lists its product as uncharacterized. Gene Ontology annotation, molecular function: heme binding; iron ion binding; monooxygenase activity. The transcript has 6 exons. The record is from RefSeq and is a predicted model, not a curated record. NCBI's taxonomy places the organism in Eukaryota, Fungi, Ascomycota, Eurotiomycetes, Eurotiales, Trichocomaceae. Bases 1 to 1581 code for a protein of 526 amino acids.